GUAGCCCCUUGAGAAAAAGAGACCUUACGUCAAAACCAGGACGUGAAUUGUGUGGGCUCCUUAUGUCACCUCCCUCCUUCCUUGUUCCCAGGUAAGGUCAAGGGGACCGAGCUGACGGAGGAGGCGGAAAAGGAAGAUCGACAAUUCCCCAGGAAGACAUGGCCGGCAAGGAGAGCGAGCUGUGCGACAGCCUCAUACUCUGGCUGCAGACAUUCGACACGGCAGCUCCUUGUAAGAAUAUCCAAGACCUCUCCAGCGGCGUCACCAUGGCACAAAUACUCCACGAAAUAGACAGCGCGUGGUUUGAUGAAACCUGGUUAACCCGCAUUAAAGACGACGUUAAGGACAAUAAAAGGAUAAAGAUCAAUAACCUGAAGAAGAUUUUGCAGGGAAUCGUCGAUUAUUACCGCGAGUUUCUAGAUCAGAACAUUUCGGAAUAUCUGCUUCCCGAUCUGAAUCAAAUAGCAGAGCGUUCAGAUCCUACAGAGAUGGGACGCCUGCUCCAGCUCGUUCUAGGCUGCGCUAUUAACUGCGAAAAGAAACAAGAGCACAUUCAGACAAUAAUGACGCUGGAGGAGUCGGUGCAGCACGUCGUAAUGACCGCUAUUCAGGAGCUGAUGAGUAAAGACACCGUGGACUCCCCGUCUCUGGACUUAUCUGGGGAUCUGGAACACCAGCUGAAAAGAACCCAUGAACUUCUUCAGGAAGCGCAGGCAGAGAAAGAAGAGCUAAAACUCCGAUGCCAAGAACUAGAUUUACAGGUGGCGGCUCUCCAGGACGAGCGGAACAGCCUGUUGGCAGAAAACGAGCUUCAGAACGAAAAAAUAAACCAGUUGGAUAACUUUGAUGAACCCAGCACGGUGGUGGCAAAGAAGUGCUUUCAGAUGCAGAUGCAGCUGGAACAGAUACAAGAGGAGAAUUUCAGACUCGAAGCCGCGAAAGAUGAUUACCGCGCUCACUGCGAGGAGCUCGAAAAACAGCUGAUUGAGACACAAAACAGAAACGACGAGCUGGCGAGUCUCGCAGAAGAAUCAAGAGCGCUGAAAGACGAAAUAGAUAUUUUAAGAGCUGCUGCCGAUAAGGCAGCGAAACUGGAGUCCACCCUGGACUCGUACCGGAAGAAACUGGAGGAUCUCAACGACUUACGCCGGCAAGUGAAAUCGCUGGAGGACACCAAUCUGAUGUACAUGCACAACACAGUGAGCCUGGAAGACGAGCUAAAGAAGGCAAACGCUGCUCGGGCACAGCUGGAAACGUACAAGAGGCAGGUUCAAGAUCUUCAUAGCAAGCUUUCCCAGGAAUCCAAGCGAGCCGAUAACCUGGCCUAUGAGCUGAAGCGAUUCGAAGAGAAGCAAGAGGCUUUACAGAAGGAGAAAGAGAGAAUUAUAGUACAGCGCGAUGCCUUGAAAGAGACCAACGAGGAGCUGAGAUGUUCCUUAAUGCAACAGGACCAACUUAAUCACUCAGGUGAAUCCGGUGUGAAAAAUACGGACAAUCUCGCUGCGGAACUUUUACCCGUAGAAUAUCGAGAGAUGUUUAUAAGACUCCAGCAUGAAAAUAAAAUGCUCCGGGUGCAGCAGGAUGGCUCGGAAAACGAGCGGAUCGCGGAUUUGCAGGUUCAGCUGGAAGAAAAGCAGCGUAAGACGAGCGAGCUGGAAACGGAGAACAGAUUGAACCUGAACCGCAUCGAGGAGCUGCAGCUUCAGAUCGCCGACCUGCAGAAGACUUUGCAGAGCGAAGGAGAAUCCGAGGGCGCCGGAUCCAACAUGCUCAAGAAGAAGAUUGAAGCCCAAAUGGAAAAACUUAAGGAAGUUCAUGACGCGAUAGAGACCAAAAAGGAACUUCUGGAUGACCUGCAGCCGGACGUGAAUCAGGACACUCAAAAGGUGGAGGAACUCGAGACAGCCCUGCGGAAGAAAGACGAGGACAUGAAAGCCAUGGAGGAACGCUAUAAGAUUUACCUGGAGAAAGCACGGAAUGUCAUUAAGACGUUGGAUCCUAAAUUGAACCCGGCCUCGGCUGAGAUAAUGCAACUAAGAAAGCAGCUCACUGAAAAAGACCAGAAGAUAUCCCGUUUGGAGAGCGAGUGUCAACAAGCAAAGCUGCGGGAAUACGAGGAGAAGUUAAUAGUCACCGCCUGGUACAAUAAGAGCAUCGAGCACCAAAAACUCGCCAUGGAGUCCCGCUUAGCUGGCAGAGGAGGAAAGGAUUCUGUGCCGGGAUCCGGGGGGAGAUCUUUCCUCGCCCAGCAGCGGCACGUCACUAACGCAAGAAGGAACAUUUCCGUGACUGUUCAUCCCGCGACUCCUAACUAGACGUGGGGAUCGCGCAUGACCACUAAGUGCACUUCGACGUAAUUCCUCGCAUCUUCCGCGCGACGCCAUGAGAGAGAGAGACUGACGCAGACCAUCGACAAUCCCGCCAUUCCUACCCCGCACUGCACGGGGCUCGUAAAACACCAUUUGGCUUAUUUUUUUAAAAAAGCUUCAAAAUUCAAGAAUUUUUAAAAUAUAUAUAUUUAUGUCAUAGUUUAUAUAUGUGAAAAGACAAAAAAAAUGUUUUAUUGGACAUCCGCAGAUCAUUUAGAAAAAUGUAUUCUAGUUUUAACGUCCGCACUGCUGCUCGGGGUGAAGCUCUUACGGAGGAGCAGUCGGUAUUUUUUGUUACUCCUAAGAUCUCUCAGACAUUUACUUUUUCUGACGCUUCUUGCUGUUACGGUUCAGGGGAUAAAACGCCUUCUGCGCUGCUACAUCCUUCAUCAUGGAGCUUAACGUCUCCUUCAGCACCAUAGAGAGAGACCAUAGAGUUGAGUAACUCACUGAGAAGAACAGAGCGUCCCUAUAGAUGUCAUCGGUUUGACCCGGAGGCUCCAGGAAUCUGACGCGAUUAACGAGCCCCGGGGGGGGGGGCGUAUUUUGAUCUCCAGUUGGGUGGACUUGUGUUUUAAAACUCACCCCAUGCCUAGUAUAUUUAGUCUGGGUCUGCCCCCUAUGCGUGAUUAGCCCCAGCCGGGCC
Molecule: messenger RNA, 3015 nt
Organism: Spea bombifrons (plains spadefoot toad)
Lineage: Eukaryota; Metazoa; Chordata; Amphibia; Anura; Pelobatidae
Gene: HOOK1
Product: hook microtubule tethering protein 1
Exons: 22
Coding region: 159-2315 (718 amino acids)
Biological process (GO): cytoskeleton-dependent intracellular transport; cytoplasmic microtubule organization
Cellular component (GO): cytoplasm; centrosome
Molecular function (GO): microtubule binding; dynein light intermediate chain binding
Source: RefSeq, a predicted model, not a curated record